Messenger RNA from Emiliania huxleyi CCMP1516, 465 nucleotides. RefSeq lists its product as hypothetical. NCBI's taxonomy places the organism in Eukaryota, Haptophyta, Isochrysidales, Noelaerhabdaceae. Bases 1 to 465 code for a protein of 154 amino acids. The record is from RefSeq and is a predicted model, not a curated record. The transcript is spliced from 2 exons.
AUGCCUCUGCCUUCCUCCCCAGUCCCGCCUGCCCUUCUCUCUCGAAUCCCAAUCUCUAUCGUCCUCAGGCCGGCCAACUUGGAGCCAGCGGCCGAGGCGGUGGAGGUGGGCAGGCUCAUCCUCAAGGCGGCGGAGUGGUCGCCGCAGUCGCACGAGCUCUUCCCGGAGGCGGCUCGCAAGCGGGCGGUCGAGGUGAUGCGGCUGGGCUACCUGAUCGCUUGGGACGAGGAGCGCUUCGACAGCCGCGAGGGAGCGGCCCCGGAGCUGGCGGACAUCUGGCGCGGCUUUGUGCUGCCAAGGGUGGUGGCAUGGCUUUGUGUCUGCCAAGGGAGAGGCCCAAGCAAUUCGGGUGACUGCAUGGCUCUUCGCGUCGAGGGAUGCGUCCAAGAUAUGAGUUGCUUCAUUGAAAGCGCCGUGUCUUGCGGCAUAUUCCGGGUCAUCGAUCCACGUGAUGUGACAAACUAG